AUGGGUAACACUGUCACUGAUGUUGGAAGUGGUAAAUUUGAAUCUUCAUGUACCUACAAAGCAGAGGGUGACAAUGUUGUGAUUCGACUGGGUGAUGAAGAAUUACCACAGGACAGCCACUUGAUCUGGACACAUAAUAAAAGGAGGGUGUAUUCAAAAAAGGGCUCAAAUGUUAAGAACGAAGGGCUCACCAUUAACCACUAUGGGUCCCUGAUACUGGAGAACAUACAGAAGAGCAAAUCUGGGGAGUACAAAGCCGAAGUCUUUGACAAAGAUGGAAAAUUAAUAAAGAAAACCGUAGAGAAGCUCUGUGUUCUAGAGCCGGUGCCUGAACCUUCAGUCACAGUCGAGUGUGUAGAAGAAGGAGUCAAUCUGACUUGUAUUCCAGUGAAUAGCAGUAAGGUUUCUGUGUCCUGGACGAAAAAUGGAGAGAAGUCAAACACGACACGUGCUGUUUUACAUGUCAGCUCGUCUGAGCUCAAAUCUGGAGAUAAGUUCUCAUGCACACUCAGCAACAUGAUCAGCAAAAAGACAGCAAAAGAUGUUGAGCCGGUGUGCUCCAACACAGGUGUACAUGCAAAUGAAGAUGAGAACAGAAAAAAAGAAGAGAACAGCAACAAUGAAAAUAAAGAUGAUGCAAAAGGUAUAAAUUCCCAUUUUUGUGUAUUCACACUUACAACUGAUGAGAACAACUGAGAACAUCUAUUUGUAGGUCUGAUUGAGAGGAAGCAGAGUUUCGACUCGUUUCUCUAAUGCCAGAUCACGCAAAUCAGCCUGAUGAGCCGUACAUGCAGAGUAGCGAAUCUCAAAGGCCAUCCAAAAGCCAGCGUCCUCUUCCGCCCCUGCCCAGCCCUCGAGGUCCACCUGCUGUUGAACCCCAAUAAGAGAAAAACAUGACCUUCUCAAGACUUUGAGGCCAACAAAACCCAUGCUGAAUGAAAUAUUGUUUAUAUGUUUUAGAAUUGAUGAUAAUGCACCAGUCAAAAAUUUGGACACAUAAACUCAUUCUUUAUUAUUACAACUUUCAACAAUUUAUAAUAACUGUAACUUCAUUAUUACAACUUUCAACAAUUUAUAAUAACUGUAACUUCAUCAAAACAAUGAAGAAGCACAAAUGGAAGCCUGAAAAGCUUUUUUGUCAAGAUGCUUUUAAAAAGUGCUUGAUUAGUGUGUGUGUGUUUAAUGUAUUUGUAAUAAUUUUAAGGAAUGCUGAAUAUAAAAGCAAUUAAUGUCUAAUAAAUGUUGGUUUAAUGCAUUUAAUUAAUGACAUUUUCCCAUUUUCAGUGACCUAAUCUAAAGUGAGAACUAAUUACUCCUAAUAACCAUAUUAAAAACUCCUUUACUACUGGUUUAAAAUACUGUACGUUACUUAUAUGGUUAAUAAGUUGUUAACAAAGCUUAAAAACAUUAACUAUUUUUAUUAAGUAAUUAAACAAUAAUAAUUUUGUUAAUUACAGUAACAAUGAAUAAAGAACUCAUUUUUGUAUAUAAGCUAUUAAUAUAUUAUUGUAGAGAUUACAAUAUAUAAACUAUGAAUUAACUAAUAGUUUGCAAAUGAUUUGUAAGCUUUGUUACUGUAUAUUUAUAAAGUGUU
Molecule: messenger RNA, 1594 nt
Organism: Ctenopharyngodon idella (grass carp)
Lineage: Eukaryota; Metazoa; Chordata; Actinopteri; Cypriniformes; Xenocyprididae
Exons: 6
Coding region: 1-696 (231 amino acids)
Source: RefSeq, a predicted model, not a curated record